This is a messenger RNA of Entelurus aequoreus (snake pipefish), 2439 nucleotides long. RefSeq names its product trace amine-associated receptor 13c-like. Bases 823 to 1866 code for a protein of 347 amino acids. The record is from RefSeq and is a predicted model, not a curated record. Gene Ontology annotation, molecular function: trace-amine receptor activity. Gene Ontology annotation, cellular component: membrane. NCBI's taxonomy places the organism in Eukaryota, Metazoa, Chordata, Actinopteri, Syngnathiformes, Syngnathidae. The transcript is spliced from 5 exons. Gene Ontology annotation, biological process: G protein-coupled receptor signaling pathway.
ACGGUGUGGAUGUUCUCCCGAAAUGUGUUUGUCAUUCUUGUUUGGUGUGGAUUCACAGUGUGGCGCAUAUUUGUAACAGUGUUAAAGUUGUUUAUACAGCCACCCUCAGUGUGACCUGUAUGGCUGUUGACCAAGUAUGCCUUGCAUUCACUUGUGUGUGUGUAAAAGCCGCAUAUAUUAAGUGGCUGUUUGUAUGGAGGAAAAGCGGACGUGAUGACAGGUUGUAGAGGACGCUGAAGGCAGUGCCUUUAAGGCACGCCCCCAAUAAUGUUGUCCGGGUGGAAAUAGGGAGAAUGGUUGCCCCGGGAGAUUGUCGGGAGGGGCACUGAAAUUCGGGUGUCUCCCGGGAAAAUCGGGAGGUUGAAACCGAUACCGAUAAUUUCCGAUAUUACAUUUUAAAGCAUUUAUCGACCGAUAAUGAUUUCUGUUCAUACCCUUCAGGUGGAUCUGCACCGUGUUGCCAUCAAAGAAGACUGUAACUGUGUAGUUGGACUGCGAUAUUUUAGCAGUCACUCCGCUCUGAUCCUUGGUGCACGAUCACAUGGUCCAAGAAGCUGACGUCCUUGCGGCGCCGCUCCUUGAAUACGCCCUGGAUCCGGACGUUUGGGACGGCCCCAGACUUCAUCAGAGUGUAUCCGCAUCGGUCAGUCACAGUGUGAACCCGGCCGACAAAAUCGAUGACCGUGGAGGCGGUCAAAGUGCACAUGGCGUCAAAGGCGCAGCUGAUGGAAUAGAUACAGUUUCGGAAUGAAGAGGAGCAAUCUUUAUGUGGUCUUACCUGUCUGAAGGCCAAGCACCGCCAGGUAGAGAAGGAAGCAGGACAUGAUGGAGGUGCACUCACAGGUUGGCGAAAAAGGAGGCGGAGGAGAAAGAGAGUUGAAAAGCCAGCAGCGUUCCGGCGCUCUCCCUGACGGAGAUGGCGGAGGAGGCCGAGCUGUGUUUCCCGCUGCUCGUCAACACGUCCUGCCGGAGGACGCCGCGCCCUCGCCUGGCUGUCGUCGGCGUCUUCGUGCUGCUGCCGGCCGUCUUUCUGCUCACCGUCACUCUCAACCUGAUGGUCAUCAUGUCCAUCUCACACUUCAGCUGCAGACGCCCACCCACCUGCUGCUGCUGUCUCUGGCCAGCUCCGACUUCUUGAUGGGCGUCUUCCUGUUGUUCCAGAUCUUCCAGCUGGACGGCUGCUGGUUGUUCGGCGACGCGACGUGCGCCGCGGUUUACCUCCUGGAUCACCUGAUCUCGUCGGCCUCCAUCGGGACCAUGGUGCUCAUAACGGUGGAUCGUUACGUGGCCGUCUGCGACCCUCUUCACUACCUCGUCAGGGUCACCAGGAGACGAGUGGAGCUUUCCAUCGUCCUGUGCUGGUUGUUUUCCUCCGUCUUCAACGUGGCGUGUUCCAUCGACACGCUGCAGCGGCCGGGCAGGGGCGUCUCCUGCGUGGGCGAGUGCGUGGUCCUCGUCAGUGGCGCCGUAGGACAAGUGGACCUGAUUUUCACCUUCAUCGGCCCCAUCAGUACCAUAGCACUGCUGAACAUGAGAGUCUUUGUAGCGGCCGUGUCUCACCGAGUCUCGGUCCUGCCGCGCCCGCGCAGCCCCAAGAGGUCUGAGCUGAGGGCAGCCAGGACGCUCGGGGUGGUGGUGAUCGUGUUUUUUGUGUGCAUCACGCCGUACUUCUGCGUGGUCGCCUCAGGGCAGAACGUGGCACUCAACUCGUCGUCGGCGGCCGUUAUCAUUUGUUUGUUCUACUUCAACUCCUGCAUCAACCCGCUGAUCUACGCUCUUUUCUACCGCUGGUUCAGGAAGUCCAUUAAGCUCAUUGUGACGCUCCAAAUUCUGCAGCCUGAUUCCAGCAGGGCGCACCUGCUGUAGACGCACUUCUGCCUCAUAACGACAAUAAUCAUAAAACAUUUGAUUCAUUAAGGGCUCAAAGAUGCUGCACAAAGAAUCAGAAUUGUUUUUAUUGCGAUUGUCAGUGAGGGUUCUCAUACUAGGUUUUCAACUAGCAAAAAUAAACCUUAAAGAAAAAACAGAAUAUACAACAAUUCUUCUCAAAAAAAGAGGAGAAAUAUAAUCUUAGAGAAAAACGUAAUUUAAAACAUUUGUUUGCACGUACAACACUUAAGACCUUCAGUAUAUCAGUAUGUGGAAUUAAAUUAUGGAAUGGAUUAAGCAAAGCAAUCAAACAAUGUACUAAUAUGAUACACUUCAAGAAACUCUUCAAACUUAAAGUGUUUACAAAGUACAAAGAAGAAGAACCAUGACAAACAUUCUCAAUUUAUUUCAUCCAUCCAUUCAUUCAUUCUUAAAGUAAUCUUACUUAUCUCAUCAUAUGAAAUAUGACUUACUUCACCAAUUAUUAUUAUUAAAUUCUUACUAUUAUUUAUUUAUUUAUUCAUUUUUAUUGUGAUUACUUAUGGAGUUUAUUGUGAAUAAAUUGUGAAC